UUGGGUGCUGCAGCCGCAUUUAGACGCCCUGACAAUUCGGGUUGGAUAGUUGUGCCCCCCUGAGAAACCGCCAGCUUCUUUUACACUACCUCCAUACCUCCCCACACACGCACUCAAUGUCGUCAGACACAGGGGAAACCGGCAAGGCCGGCGUUAUCGUCGCUCCCGAAGAUGCGGACCCCAUGGGCAAGCUUUCCCAUGCAGUGCUCGACGACCUUCUAUACAACAUCGUACAUGACCUUCUGAUUAAGGUGCACCGAGAUGAGAAGAUUGCCCGCGCCAACACGGCCGCCAUCAAGGUCGAGAAGCUGGCUAUGAACGCGUCAGACGGCUCAACAGACAGGCCCGACGUCGAAAUAGAGACCGAGGCGGCGACGUACAAGGACGGCAAGGUGGCGCUAAAGGGCAAUCCUCUCAAGACGACCAAGGAGAUCCUAUGUCCGCGCUGCCACCUCCCGCGGCUGCUAUACCCCACCGACGGGAAGGGGGCGAAGAAGCCAGACCCGGGCGUCAUCUACUGCAAGAAACACCCGUACAUCGACAAGCCGGGCUACGACAUCUACGGCCAGACGUGGGUCGCUCCUGGCCCCGGACGAGGCAAGAAGAAGAAGGAUCAAAAGCUGGACCCGAACGACCCCAGCUCCCCCGCGCCGGGCGAAGGAAGCGCGAAGGACCGGCCGCCGAACGUGCUCAGCUUCCCCAGCGCGACGUGCUCCAAGUGCAAGCGGUGCAUCCUGGUGACGCGCCUCAACAACCACAUGGGGUCGUGCAUCGGCAACAGCGGGCGCAACGCCAGCCGAGCGGCCGCGCAGAAGAUCAGCAACGGAAGCAACCCGGGGAGCCAGAACAACGACAACACGCCGCCGGGCAGCCAGAAGGGCACGCCGCUGCCGGCCAGCCGCGCCGCCAGCCCCAGGAAGCGCGACGGCGACGAGUUCGACGAGGACGCCGACGAGUCGGACCCGACAAACCCGAAGAAGAAGAAGCUCAAGCCCAACCCGCUGACCAAGAAGGUGAUUUUGAAGGCGAAGAGCCCCGCCACGCCCGGAGCCGUCAAGAAGGACAAGCCUCCCAAGGGCAAUUCGAUGCUCAACGUGGAGCAGAAGGCGGACGACGGCGCGGCGAAGGACUCGACGACCGUGCAGGUGGCGCCCAAAAAGCCGACGCCCACCCCGAAGGCCGCGUCGCCGGUCAAGAAGAUCAAGCUCGGGCCGGCCAAGCCGCCGCUGCCCUCGCCCGCGGGGAAGAAGGCCAAGCGGGACCGUGAUGUGGAGAGCGAGUCGUCCGGCACGCUGUCCUCGCCGCCUCACUGAAAUCGUUGAGCGUCAACCGAGUGUUCCGAGAGCGCAACAUGACGCUCGGCUCUUGAGUCUCCACUGAGGAAGAG
Thermothielavioides terrestris NRRL 8126 is the source of this 1387-nucleotide messenger RNA. RefSeq lists its product as uncharacterized. The transcript has 3 exons. The record is from RefSeq and is a predicted model, not a curated record. Bases 117 to 1313 code for a protein of 398 amino acids. NCBI's taxonomy places the organism in Eukaryota, Fungi, Ascomycota, Sordariomycetes, Sordariales, Chaetomiaceae.